GUCUAUUACGCGUAGCCCUCUGGUGUUGCCAGUUGGAUUUCUGAACAAAAUAGCGGAGAAAUUCUUCUUAGUAAUUACUAAUUAGGAACUAUACAGGAUUCAGGAACAUUUUAAAGAAAAAUGUCUAUUAGUAGGCCUAGUGGCCUCGGAUCCUUAUGGAUGGGCGAUCUGGAGCCAUAUAUGGACGAGUUUUUCAUCUCCGAAUCAUUCCGUACGAUGGGUUAUGAAACCAAAAAUGUGAAAAUUAUCAGAAACAAAAACACUGGUGCACCUGUAGGUUACUGCUUCGUUGAUCUGGGUACUGAGGAUGUUGCUCGUAACUGCAUGAUGGGUCUAAGUGGUCGUACCAUACCAAAUUCUUCUCCUGCAAAGAGAUUCAAGUUGAACCCAGCAAUACAUGGAGGAAGAGAUCAGCCAAACUCACAGGAUUUCUCUCUCUUCGUCGGUGAGCUCUCAGAAGAUGUCAAUGACCUGGCACUGUACAACGAGUUUUCGAGACGCUACUCUUCAUGCGUGAGCGCGAAAGUUGUGAUCGACCACGUUGGUGGUCGGAGCAAAGGAUUCGGUUUUGUGAGGUUUACGAAUCAGACGGAUCAGGAGAAAGCACUGGUUGAGAUGCAGGAUAGCACGGCCAUUGGACGUCGCGCUAUUCGAAUUAGUUUGGCUACGCCAAAAAGACAACAGCAGCAUUCGCAGCAGCAGCAUCAUUAUAACGAUCAGCAGCACCAUUACCAGCAGCCCUACAACUACCAGGACCAGCAGCAGUACCAAAAUGCGCCCUACAACCAGUACUACGGCCAGUACAACUAUGGCUCAUACGACCAGCAGGGGGCGUGGCAGUGGUAUGACCAGUACCAAAAUGCCAAUCCACCGCCCAACGUUGAAACAGAGCAGCCCCAGCAAAAAGACGCGGGUGGGACGAAAACCGAUUUGGGCGAUGCUGAGGAGGUCGAAGAUCAUGAAGAUAACAUUGAUGUUGCUGAGGAAAACCGCAAACUGAUGGAGCGAUGUGAGGACCUGUAUGUUACGUUAGAGAACAGCAGGUGGCAGCACUAUGGCAGUGUCAGCCUUGAGCCAGUGAAGGGUGACAAAGUGAAUAACGAUGAGACAGAGGUGACAAGUAGUGCAACAGCAGAACUGAGUGCAGAGCCAGUGAAAGCCGCCGCCUGAGGAAUGGUUGGUUGGCGCAGGAUUGUGAAUUCUUGUACAGUAACUCUAGAAUGCAUAGUUGUAAGCUAAUUGGUAGUGUUAUGAUACACAGUUAUUAUAUGCAUAAUAGCAUUCAUGAGUAGUAUUUCUAUAGUACUGGUCUGAUUCAGGUUCUUCUAUGUGUUGUUUCCUAUUUCAUACUAAAUGUUGUUAGCAGAGUAAGUGAAAUAUUCCUGGAUUAUGUCCACGUUCUGGGCAGUGUUGAACUUGCAGCUUUCAGCAUUGCUUGUGAACCGACAUUCCAAUAAUGAUUGUGAACGACAAAAUGAUAAAACAUGAAAUCUAUGUAAUAAAAGAACGUUUUUCUCAUCAACAUACA
Priapulus caudatus is the source of this 1528-nucleotide messenger RNA. Its product is annotated as tRNA selenocysteine 1-associated protein 1-like. The transcript is spliced from 8 exons. The coding region runs from base 121 to 1170 and encodes 349 amino acids. Lineage: Eukaryota; Metazoa; Priapulida; Priapulimorpha; Priapulimorphida; Priapulidae. Gene Ontology annotation, molecular function: RNA binding. The record is from RefSeq and is a predicted model, not a curated record.